AAUAACAUAACGUGAUGGCGUUCUGUCAAAGUGAAUUGUGAGCUGUGUAUAGUUUUGUUGAAGGUGUUUUGAGGUGUAAUAAUGACUCAUUAAUAUUCAUAGUAUGCAAAUAAUAACAGUAUUAAGUUAAGUCAGAGCACAAUAGUUAUUUUUCUUAUUUGAGUAGAAUGACUGAUGAACACGGGGCGUUGUUUAGUGACGAGGAAGAUGAAUCAGAUAACGGUUAUCACGUUCCUGAAAUGCAAGGAGUGCUCAGCAAGUGGACAAAUUAUAUUCAUGGAUGGCAGAGCCGGUUCAUAGUUCUCAAAGAUGGAACACUUUCUUAUUACAAGUCACAGCAGGACACAGGCUUUGGCUGCAGAGGAUCAAUUAGCCUAUUUAAAGCUACCAUUAAGCCUCAUGAAUUUGAUGAAUGCAGAUUUGAUGUAUCCGUCAAUGAUUGUGUUUGGUAUUUACGAGGAGAAACGCCAGAAGAUAAACAGCGGUGGGUGGAAGUUCUUGAGAGUUACAAGACUGAAUCUGGCUACGGAAGUGAAAACAACCUUAAACGCCACGGAAGUGCCAUUUCUCUGACAUCUAAUACCUUGUCUGCAGCAUCUGCAUCAAGUUUCAAAAAAGGACGAGGGUUGAGAGAAAAGCUGGCAGAAAUGGAAACCUUUAGAGAUAUCCUGUGUCGCCAGAUUGAAACUUUGCAGAGCUACUUCGACGCAUGUUCCCAAGCUGCUACUGUCAUAAAACAGAGUGCAGUUGAUGCUAGUACUACCAAGAACAAGGAUGCUUCAGGAGCCACUCAAAGUAUGGACGUAGAUGAUGAUGAAGAUCUUGAUAAAAAUUAUCCAGCUUUCUCCCAGCCGCGCGUCACGAAGGAGAUGAUCCUGGAGCACGGGCUGCAAGCCGUGGACUUCAAGGGCGAGGCGCUGACGUUCAAGGCCACGACUGCGGGUGUGCUGGACACUCUGCAGCACUGCCUGGAGCUGGUGAUGCAGCGCGAGGACGUGUGGAGGCGGCGGCUGGAGAAGGAGGCGGAGCGUCGCCGCAGGGUAGAGGACCUGUACCGCGCGUCUCGCCGCGAGGUCGCCAGCAGCAGCCGCCUCGUCAUCCACGGCAGUCCCGAUUUCGAGGAGGGUCCACAUAAUACCCUUAAUGACGAGGAGUUCUACGAUGCCGUUGAGAGUGGUCUCGACAAGAUUGAAGAAGAUGUCGAGUUCCGAGAAAGACUGAAACACAAACAGAGCAGUUCGAGGUCUCUUUCCAAAGCUUCCCAACACCGACUAUGGUCACAGAUUGACAGGGUGACGACGGAGCAGCUUCACUAUGCUCUGCUCGGGGUCGGUGAGGGCGGCUGGCAGUUGUUUGCGGAGGAUGGGGAGAUGAAGAUGUACAAACGAGAGGAAGAGGUGGACGGGAUGGUCAUGGAUCCUCUAAAAGCAUGUCAUGUCGUGAAAGGCGUGACUGGCCACGAGAUGUGCCAUUAUUUCUUCUCGCCUGAUGUCCGUCUCGAGUGGGAAACGACCGUGGAGCAAAUGACUGUCCUGGAAACGAUAGCCGAAGACACGCUCGUCUUCUUGCAAGUGCACAAGCGCAUCUGGCCAACGUCCCAGCGAGAUGCUCUAUUUUGGUCUCACGUUCGCAAAGUGCCAAACGACAAGGACCAAGAUGGCCACGACAUAUGGAUAGUGUGCAACCACUCCACAGAUGAUCCCGACUUUCCGGCCAAUACUGGGAAGUGCAUACGUGUGUACCUGACAGUGUGCCUAGUCUGCCAGACCUUCAUAGAUCCGCCCAAAGAUGGAACUGAAAUUGCAAGAGAAAACUUAAAGUGCAAAAUCACAUACUGUUCAGUAGUGAACCCUGGUGGAUGGGCGCCGGCAUCCGUGUUACGUGCUGUGUAUAAAAGGGAAUACCCCAAGUUCCUCAAACGCUUCACAUCAUACGUCAUUGAACAGUGUAAGAACAAGCCCAUCAUGUUUUGAUCCCACUAUACCACACCAAGACUGCAACGGAAGAGUUAUUUUUAAAACAAAUUGGAAGGGAUUACUGUUGUAAAGUUGUUGUGUAACCCAUUGUAAAUUGUCAAGAUUGUAUUUAGAUUUAAUAUUGUAGAAAUUUUUGUUAGUACUUCAAUAUAUAUUGUUGACUAUCGUAGAUGUAUUGCCAUGAAUGCUGUUUAUGAAUGUUGUAGAAAAUCAUGUAAUUUUCUAUGAGGAUGUUAAGUUUGUGUGCCUUGAAUAUAUUUGUAGCUUGCCCUUAUUUUUCAACUUGAAACAUUUAUUUUUUUGUUUGAUAAUGUACAUGGUUUGAAUAAAUAUAUACAUGAAA
Messenger RNA from Bacillus rossius redtenbacheri, 2319 nucleotides. It is a transcript of the gene cert, whose product is annotated as ceramide transfer protein. The transcript is spliced from 11 exons. The record is from RefSeq and is a predicted model, not a curated record. The coding region runs from base 168 to 1973 and encodes 601 amino acids. NCBI's taxonomy places the organism in Eukaryota, Metazoa, Arthropoda, Insecta, Phasmatodea, Bacillidae. Gene Ontology annotation, molecular function: lipid binding. Gene Ontology annotation, biological process: ER to Golgi ceramide transport.